Messenger RNA from Talaromyces proteolyticus, 1103 nucleotides. Its product is annotated as Alpha/Beta hydrolase protein. Bases 102 to 1043 code for a protein of 313 amino acids. Lineage: Eukaryota; Fungi; Ascomycota; Eurotiomycetes; Eurotiales; Trichocomaceae. The transcript has a single exon. The record is from RefSeq and is a predicted model, not a curated record.
CUUGUCAAUUGAAUUAUUACAUAACCUUGUCCCCCCCAUAUGACCAUCUGCAUCUGCCAACCCUAAACCUCUCUCCCAUCAACUAUUGACAUCGAACCGCCAUGACGUCAGCAUUCACCAGCAACAACACAGCCCUAACGCAGACCUUCAACUACCAAAACGCAACACAUAGCUACACAAUCAAAUGGCGCUCACUCGGCAACCCAGCCUCCCCUCCACUCAUCUUCAUCCACGGAACACCCUGGUCAUCUCUCGUCUGGACUCCAUUUGCGCUCUCCCUCUCUCGCCACUUCCACGUCUAUCUCUUCGACAACCCUGGCUUCGGCGAGUCGCCGCUCGAAAUACCUCUCCCUGGCACCACCACCAGUUCUGAACCUAGUAAUAGUAGAAGCAGUAAAAUAACCCAACUCGAUGCCGACCUAGCCCGCCAAUCCCAGGUUUUCGCCGCCCUCUUCCACUACUGGCAAGCCAGCGACACCUGGGCUCAAAGCCCGCACAUUAUCGCGCAUGACCACGGCGGGCUGAUGAGUCUGCGCGCGCAUUUACUGCACAACUGCCACUACGCGAGCCUAUGUCUGCUCAACGUCGUCGCAAUUGGACCAUUCGGACAGCCGCUCUUCAAAGCCGUUGCCGACAACCCCGAACAGUUUUCACAACUCCCUGACAUAGCGAUAGACGGGAUCUUAGAGAGUUAUAUACGCAAUGCCUCGUUUUACGAGCUAUCAAAGCAGGACAUGCAGAUGCUCAAAGAGCCGUGGUUGAGGGAAGGCGGGAAGGAAGGCUUUAUUCGGCAGCUAUGUCAGGCAAAUUAUAGGAAUACAGAUGCAGUGGAGGGAAGGUAUGCGGAGGUAGGCACGAAGUUGCCGGUGAAGAUUGUUUGGGGUAAGCAGGAUAAUUGGAUUCCUGUGGAGACUGCGUAUAGGUUGGGAGAAGCGUUGAGGGCGAAAGAGGUGGCUGUGGUAGAGAAUGCUGGGCAUCUUGUUAUGUUUGAUCAGCCGGGGCAGAUUGGUGUUGAACUGGGGAGGUGGUUGGGUGCUGUUUAAAAGAGGGUUGUAUUUUAGUUCGUCGUACGUUCAAUGUAGAGUAAGAUAGAAAACAAUGUA